AACAGCAGGAUCAUUUCUCACAAACCAUGCAGAUUACCUAAUUGCAUAUCAUUACGGACUACGUCACAAUCGGGAUUCUGGAGGAACAGAACCUUCCCCUGCCGAGUUUGCACGUCACCGCCUCCAACAGAGGAGAGGGGCUCGGAAGCACGGUUGACAUUGUGGUGCACCGCGACUGCCGAAAUGCACGGGGGAAACGACAAGGCCAUGCAGGUGGAGAAAUCCUAAAUCAUGCCCUCUUCGCUGCAGCCCUGAAGGUAACAUGAAGCGCAAGAACGAGAGGAGGCGAGCAGAGUCGAGAAGGAAGAAAUGUUACGAAGCGCAGCACUGCUCAGAGGCGGAGCCAAACUGCGAUAUUUACAUUGAAAUUUCAGAUCAGUUGUAUUUCGCCAUCCUUCAACAUAAGAUCAAAAGCACGACAGAACGACACUGUUUCUGCAUUGAUGAAGAGUUGGCAUAUGAGAACUUCUAUGCAGACUUUGGCCCCCUCAACCUGGCGAUGUUUUAUCGCUUCUCUUGCAAGCUGACAAAGAAGCUCAAGUCAAUUACACUGUCGAGGAAGAAGAUUGUAUUUUACACCUGUGGUGACCAGAAAAAACAAGCCAAUGCUGCCUACCUGAUUGGCUCAUAUGCAGUAAUGUACCUUAACAUGACACCAGAGGAGGCCCACAGUCUGUUGGUGUCAAGGAACCACACAUACAUCCCAUUCAGAGAUGCCUCUUUUGGAACCUGCAUGUACAAUUUGAACAUCCUGGACUGCCUGCGCGCUGUCCAUAAGGCCCUGCAAUAUGGAUGGCUCGACUUCUCCAAUUUUGACGUGGAGCAAUACGAACACUACGAGAGAGCAGAAAAUGGAGAUUUAAACUGGAUUAUUCCAGGAAAGUUCCUCGCAUUUAGCGGUCCUCAUCCAAAAAGCAAAAUAGAGAACGGCUACCCUCUGCAUGCACCCGAGGCCUAUAUCCCUUACUUUAGGAAACACAACAUCACCAGUGUCAUCAGGCUCAACAAAAAGAUGUAUGAUGCAAGGCGCUUUACAGACUCAGGCUUUGAACAUCAUGACCUCUUUUUUGUGGAUGGGAGCACGCCUAAUGACGCCAUUGUCAGAAAGUUCCUCAAUAUCUGUGAGAACGCAGAGGGGGCCAUUGCUGUCCACUGUAAAGCUGGUUUAGGGCGAACCGGCACACUGAUUGGCUGCUACAUGAUGAAGCAUUACAGCAUGACCGCAGCGGAAGUGAUUGCUUGGAUUCGGAUCUGCCGCCCGGGAUCUAUUAUCGGGCCUCAGCAGAACUUUGUUGAAGAGAAACAAAAUAGUCUAUGGGCAGAGGGAGACAUUUUCCGGGAGAAAAUGAUAAAUGAAAGAAAGAAUGGUAAACUAGCUGUGACCAGAAUACUCUCUGGAGUGGACGACAUAACCAUUAAUGGCAGCAAUAAGAACAGGGCACCCAAGAAAGAGAUGGAACUGUAUAGCGACGAUGAGGACCGGAAUGGCUUGACACAGGGUGACAAACUGCGAGCCUUGAAGAGCAAGAGGCAGCCAAGAUCCUCAAGCUCAUUAUCCUUUUCCAGUGGGUCCAGCUGGUCUUGUUUUGAGUGAUCGUCUUCAUAACAUCUUAAAUCUGGGCGGAAUAUUACUUCUAAAUUAGGGUAUUUUGCUUAAAUUUGACUUGGUGCAAGUGUAUUUUUUUAUGUGGUAUAACUUUUUAAAAACAAUUUUUGUUUCAUUUUAUGAUUAUUAUUCUUCUGGCUUUAUUUUUAAUACAUGUGUCUGACCAAAUUCUGCGCCACACGUAAAUCCUGUUAGUGGUAUGGUAAAGCACAUAUCAGCUGAUAGAAAAAUAUGUAAGACAGUAAAAUUCAGUGCAAAUAUAGUGUACUUGCAAGUCAACUGAUAUUGUGCGCCCCAUAAAUAGUUAAGGGUUAUGCUUGCAGUGAAAAAAAAAAGGCAGCCUUGCCUAAAAUCCAUACAUUUUCACCAAAGGCACACACAUGCAAUCAUUGGGCAAUUUUAUUGGAGCAAUUCUAGGAGGGUCUGUGCAACAUCUGCAGCUGAAAUAUGAUAAUACUUAAGAUUGCGCUGAGUGUAUCAAAAUCAAACGGGGAAAAAAAUAAUACCCAAGUUAUUUAAAGUUUUUUUUUCGGACUUGAUACUUAUUUCAGUGUGGCCUGAGGACUCCAUAGUACUCAUACUGUGUUAAACAGUCAGUGUUGUGCUGGGAUCAAAUGUCCUUCCACAAGGGGGGACACACUAAAGCAGGGUGGAGAUUUUCAUGCACAUUAGGCCCAGUGACUUAUUAGUGUUGCCAUCCAACCAUCUAACCUUCAGCUGAUCUUUAACCAUCUUGCUUCACUGCUUAACAUUGAAGAGCAUGUCAAAUUCCACUGCAAAUAAUGUAAAAGCACCUUUUCUGCCUUUUUCCCCCUUCCAAGCAUGGCAACAGGCACGACAUCCUCGGACAUGCACGCUCAUACAUGCCUCGUAGAUGUCUUUUAUCUGUCGUUGUCUAAUAUUCACUAAAUGUUGGGCAGGGUUCACAUGGUUUUCCUGUUUUUUUUUGUUGUUGUUGUUGCUGCUGCUGUUUUACUGAGACUGGAUCACUCCAAGCAUAACGUCAAUGCUCAGUCUUCAUAAGCACUCACCUGAAACAACUUUGCAUAUACAAUUUCAGUGUAUUAGGGGGGAAAAAAAGAUUUCUGAUGCGGCAGAUCUCAUUAAAAUGUGUAGGCGUAACAACCCUUUUGGUCAAUGUAUCAGUAUUUAUUUAUUUGUAUAUUUAGAAAAUCAAAACAUGCAUAAUAGAUUGCAAUACUAAAAGAGGCUCAAGCAAUAUGCACAGCAAACAUUAAGAAAUCCACAAAUACGUGAGUCGCAGACUGCAAAUACUGUAGUUUCGACAGUCAUCAAUAGUUCAAUGCUGGUACAUGCAAAGCUCAAGACCUCACUAAAAGUGUUUACAUUUUAAAUCUAAGGGAUAGCCACUCCAGCCAAUAACUACAGCAAUUCAUCUCAGUUUUAGGUUUUAACAUUUUCCAUUAACCCAGAACUACAAAGCUGUGGGAAAACUCUGGCUAGCCAAACGAGCUACUCAUGUCACGAACAACUUGUUACUUGGAUAACUUUAGAAUUACUAAAGCAUGAUACGUAAUUUGCGCAACUUAGAAUAAUUGAAGAGAAUGAGAGGGCAUCAAUGACUACGGCGUAGUUAUUUUUUUUCAAUAUAAUUUAACUGCUGACCGUAAUUUAACGCGCCACCUUACUCCAAAUGCCAAAGUGCGACGUGCAUGGCGUCCAUUAAAUUUUCCAACCACGAGCCUGUGAUUGAACUUUUUAGCUGUGAUUUAGCUUUUUUUCUUUACAAUUAUAUUUUUUAUUUGUUCAGCAGUAGAGAUGUCCCUGAUCCCAUCACGUGAUCGGAAAUUUGGCCCAAUCACAUCAUUUUUAUAAAAUCUGAAUCGUAAAGUUUUUUAAAUAAUUAUUUUUAUGUAUUAACUCAUAGGCUCUGCCAUUAACGGCACUAGAUGUCCAAUCUAUUUUGACUGGAAGGGCUCGAGGCAAUUGAUUGCUCCCACGCCCUCUGACAAAUUGGAUAGGACACCUAUCGCCGUCAGUGACUGUGAUAACAUGAUCAAUCAAUGCCAGGCUUCCCAGUUCAAAUAAAUUUAGCGUGUAUCGCUGUCAUCGGCAGUGAAUAAGCGGAGUGCUACAAGCAACAAAAUAGGUAAAUUGAUAUAACAAUUAGGGACGUCCCCAAUUCAAUCGCGUAAUCAGAAAUCAGGCCUCAGCAUGACACUUUUGAAAAUCAAUCACUUGGCAAAGAUCGUGUUUUAAAGUUUUUAAAUGUAAGGGCUAAAAAGAAAAGAUGUGCAAGCAUAUUGUCAAAAGGAACAAAAAAUGUUUUGUACUGUGCAACAUUUUUAGGAGAUUCGAAUCGGGCAGUGUUAAGAUUUUUUUUUUUUUUUUUUGGCUACAAAGCAACAACAUUAAAUCGGACAAAGAUAUUGUUAAAAGAACAAAAAAUGUUUUGUAAUGAAUAAAUUAAUGAUUGCUGAGGUAUCGGAUCGGUACUCUAUCAGCAAAUCCCCCAAAUCAGAUGACUUGAACUCGGCUGCAAAAAUAUGUGAUUAGGACAAUCACAGCAGUAUUGAGCAGUAUUGUUUUAGAUUUUGGCCAUUUCUCAAUAUAAAAAUGAUCAGCCAAUUUAGCAGGAAAUUAAUGAAACAAAAAAUUGUUCAGCUCAAAUUCAGUAUCUUCUGAGAAUGACCAUUGAUUUAUUGAUCCAGCCCCAUUGUAAAAGAGCAUCGGAAACCUUGUGACUCGCCCAGUCGUCUCUUGUCUCUCCCUUUUUUAUUAUUUCCUCCUUUGUUUUUUUUCUGUUUGCUCUUUAUGAAUUGUCCUCCUUCUAGAUGGCUGGUAGCCAUGCUGCUAUCGUCCCUGUGUAGCCUUGCCCUGUGGUGGAUUGUGUAUGGCUUCCCUUCUUCCAUCCUGCAUUUCUGUAUAGACGGGUUAGGAUUUCAAUGAGUUCCACCGGCCUGUGAACCCCCUCAAAUAAUGUGUGCUGACACCCACUCUGGAUCUAUCACUGAGAAUGCUGUAAGUGAGCCCCCUCUAACAUCCAACCUAAGGCAGACGCAUGUUCAACAACAACUUAUUCUUUUGCUGUUUCACCAAUAAAACGUCUUGCUAAAGUGGGGUACACACUAGAAUUUUACCCCAAAAAAAAAAAAAAAAAAGUGUAUACUGUACUGUACCGUAUUUUUCGGACUACAAGUCGCACAGGAGUAUAAGUCGCAUUUUGGGGGACAUUUACUUGAUAAAAUCCAACAAAUAGAACAGAUCUGUCAUCUUGAAAGGCAAUUUAAUAUUAAAAUACAAUAGAGAGCAACAUGCUGAAUAAGUCUACAGUGCAUGAACAACGAAAUGCGAAUAUACUGUCCUCACCAGGACGCUACGGCUCGGUCCUGGCUAUACAGCAAGCUAAACUCCCAAAUGAUGACGCUUGACGUUCGUAUAAUUUGCGGAAUCAAUUUCGUCCUCGAUACCAAACAGGUUCGCAUCAACGUAAAUAAAUGAUAAUUAGGUGCUGUUACAGCAAUGACACAAACGGCUAGCAUGCGUUCGCUAGCAUUAGCACAUCGUUCAAACAACCACACAACUGGCUUUAAGUGUCUGAUCGCGGGUUGAAAACAUACAACAACAACAGAAAAGAUGAUACACACAGGCGUUGCCUUUUUAGAGAUAUUUUACAAGCAUAAACAAUGAGCGUAGGUUCGCAGCCAUGUUUCUCUCUUGCUAACUCGCCCACUCACUCAAGCUGCGUAGCUGUCAGUCUUCUGGCGUGUGAGCGGUCUUAUUCACGGAAACAAGUGCGAGUGCACCCUCACGUGGGCGUGAAAGCGCCACAAACUAAAAGCAUGCAUUUCAAUAUAAAAAAGUCAAUAAUACAAUUGAACAUACAUUGCCAAAGGCAGAACGCGAACAUGGCCAUAACUAUUAAGAGUUAUUCAGAUAACUAUGGCAUAAAGAACAUGCUAAAGUUUACCAAACCAUCAGUGUCACUCCAAAACACCAAAAUAACAUGUGAAAUUAUAUCAUAAUGUGUUAAUACUUUCACAUAUAAGUCGCUCCUGAGUAUAUGUCGCAACCCCAGCCAAACUAUGAAAAAAACUGCGACUUAUAGUCCGAAAAAUACGGUACUUCUUACCAGUAUCUAGUAUUGUUGCCAUGACAAUACGUGGCUGCAUCUGAGCCGAAAUAAUGCAGUUUUAAACCAUUAGAAAUUAUGUUAAUCAUGUGU
This is a messenger RNA of Corythoichthys intestinalis (scribbled pipefish), 5792 nucleotides long. It is a transcript of the gene cdc14b, whose product is annotated as cell division cycle 14B. NCBI's taxonomy places the organism in Eukaryota, Metazoa, Chordata, Actinopteri, Syngnathiformes, Syngnathidae. Gene Ontology annotation, cellular component: spindle pole; nucleolus; centrosome. The record is from RefSeq and is a predicted model, not a curated record. The transcript is spliced from 12 exons. Gene Ontology annotation, biological process: regulation of exit from mitosis; cilium assembly; positive regulation of cytokinesis. Gene Ontology annotation, molecular function: protein tyrosine/serine/threonine phosphatase activity; protein tyrosine phosphatase activity; protein serine/threonine phosphatase activity. Bases 263 to 1594 code for a protein of 443 amino acids.